UGCAGAGUAUAGAACUGGUCAUUAGUUCAUGUGAUAAAUAUUUCUACACUACUGAUACAUGUACACAUCUACAUGUACAUCUACAGUAUUAUAUAUCUUCAACUCAAAGAAUUCCAGAAGCUGAAGUUAUUUAUCAUAAUCAUGGGAAUUACUGGAAACAAGCAAAGCUGUCACAGCAGAACAAAAGCAAUUCUUCUAAGGUUUCUUAUGGACCUUUUUACCGAUGUCACGCAAUUCCAAAUUUUUUUACUCAAAGGAAAAAUAUGCCUCACUGCUUGAUUUAUCAUGCCAAAUGUAGUAAAUAUGCAAACGUUCAUAAAAAUCUGUUGCAAACUCAUGAAAAUAUGGGACCCCAAACUUGCCAAUGUUUAAAAAGAAAUGCAUGCCAGGAGGUGGCUAUUAGUUAUACGAAAAAUACAAAAAAUUGUAGUUGAUAUUGUGUGGCAUUUGUAAAAAGGGCCAUUAUUUAUUUACUAGUGCACUGCCCAAAAUGUUUAGGAAUAUGCCUUCCAUGUGGCUUUAUAUUUAACUCUAGUCCUAAAUAAACUGUUUAGAUAUCACAGGAAACCUUAGUAGGAGCAGAGAAAGUAAACAAUGAAACCUGCAUGAACCAUCACUUUACUUUGGGUUUGCUAAUUACCAGCAAACCCAAACUGAAAAGUAUUCCUUAACAGUGGGUGGCUACAAAUCAAAGAAAGCACUGCUGCUGGAGCCAUAAAAACAGGUAAUGGCAUUUCUCAAUGGACCACGUGUUGAAUACAUGGUACCAACUGGGCUAAGUCCAAUUUUAAGGUUUUUCUUUAAGGCGGGGGUCUACCUGAAAUUGACGCAAAAAAGUGUUUUUUGGUUUCAUUCAGAAAUGACAAGUUGAACUAUUUGACUUUUCAUUGGCAAUUGCUUUUUUUCUAUUUUCUUACUAUUUCGAUAGGAAAUAGUCGUUUAUAAAAAAGGGGUAUCUCGUUGCCAUGGCAACGGUAGGUCGCAUUUUUUGUUUUCCUCUUGUUUACUACCUUGAAACCCCCCCAAAUAUCGCUAAAACGGCCAGAAACGUUGCCCGGGUAAGUUUGGUGACCCUUACAUGAUGUAGCAGAUGCACUAUGGCCUUAUGGGACAGUAUACAGUGUAUGCAAGGCAAGGAUUUCAGCGAACUUUUCAUACAGCGAAAAUUGUUAUGAGAAAUGUCUGGAAAAAAGAAACGAAGCCGUUACAGGAAAACGAGGAAAAGAAAAGCAUUUAGUGGAGUGCACGUUAGUUUGAUAUCUGGAAAAGAAACUGUUUCGGAAGACAGUGAAAUCGGUAAAAUGGCUCCUUCGAAACCACGCACUUCUAAAGAGGAAUUGUCUGAUCAAGAGUCAUCUUCUGCUGAGGAGAAUGAUCAACCAGUAAGCGCAUCAAGAAAGAAAAUGAAACUUCAGCUAGAUGAGUCUUCUGAUAGUUCCGAGGAGGAAAUCGAAACAGAAUGUAACGGUGAAGGAUACAGGCUUGUGGAUAUGGAGGCUCUUUCCUCUUCACUGUCAUGUGUACACAAAUGUGAAGGAGCACAUCUUACACUUGAGGAGAAUGCUUCUAGGCGCGCUGGACUGAUGUCAAGCCUUUCCUUUAACUGCAGUGAUUGCAGUGAAAGCACUCCCUUGGAGACAUCUGCCAAGAUAACCAAUAGGGGAAAAUCAUUUGAUGUUAACCGAAGAGCAGUUUAUCAUUCCAUGGAAACAGGAAGUGGUUAUGAAGGCCUCUCCUCUUUCUGUGGAAUUAUGAACAUGCCCUGUAUGGCCAAGGCUGCAUAUUACAAGCAAGUGGAGAAAAUUCUUGAAGCACAAGAAGAUGAGGCACAACAAGAACUUAGAAAUGCAGGCCAAAGGCUUCGAAAACUAAUCUUAGAGGAAAACAAUGAAUCAGAUAGCACUGCUAUUCUUGAUGCCGCUGUUAGUUUCGAUGGCACAUGGGCAAAACGGGGAUUUACAUCCAUGACAGGGGUUGUCUUUGCCAUUUCAGUAGACACAGGGGAAGUCCUAGACUACCAUGUGUUAUCCAAAGCUUGUCAAACCUGUGCUAAAAAGGAAACACAAUGCAAUGGAAAUGAGGAAAUGUUUGAAGAGUGGCGAAGAGAGCAUGUGGCAGCUGGUGAAUGUGACAUAAACUUCACUGGUAGUUCGCCAGCAAUGGAAUCCGAAGGUGCUGCAGUUAUUUGGAAGAGGUCAAUUCAACUUCACAAUCUGCGGUACAAAUGGAUGGUUUCAGACGGAGAUAGUAAAGCUUUCAACACCGUGGAAAAUGUGUAUGGAGAGCCGAAAGUUGUAAAACUGGACUGUGUAGGCCACGUUCAGAAAAGAAUGGGAAAGCAUCUCUUGAAUGUUAAAUCUCGGACAAAAGGGAAACUGGCUGAUGGUAAACCAGUAGGUGGACGUGGGAGGCUCACUGAGGGCAAAAUCAAACAGCUACAAAAAUAUUAUGGUCUGGCAAUCCGCCAAAACACGUUGAAACAAGCAAAUCCCUCAGACCGAGAGGUCGAUGUUGCUGUAUAUACAAUGAAGAAGAACAUUGUUGCAAUUCUUCACCACAGUGUUGAAUUAAACAAUCCUACCAAACAACACCGCUUCUGUCCUGCUGGGGAGACUUCCUGGUGUAAGUGGCAGCAGGAUGUAGCUACAGGCACUGCAACUUACAAGGGAGAUGAUUGUUUACCGGAGGUGUUUUUGGAGCUCUUACGUGCAACAUUUAUGACCCUAAGUGACUCAAAGCUCCUCGAAAGAUGUGUACGGGGAGCAACCCAGAACCCAAAUGAGGCUAUAAACUCUUUGGUCUGGGUGCGCUCUCCCAAGCAUAAGCAUCAUGGAGUCAAAAUAAUUCGUUUUGCCGCCGCAUCUGCAGUAUGCCACUUUCAUGGAGGGGCUCUGAGCAGGAAUAGAGUCAUGGAGAGACUUGCCAUUCCUGGUGGCACACAUACCAAACACUCCUUUAGCUUAAAAGACAGGAAACGACUGCAGAAAGCAGAUAGGCAAGCAACAGCCAAAGAGAAGAAGCGACGCCAAGGGCAACAGCUAGUGCGAGUUCGUCGAGAGGAGGCCUUGCGGGAGAUGGAAGGAGUCACAUAUGAAGCUGGAGGCUUUUGAUGAUACUUUCCUUUGCUUCAAAUAGCAAAAUUGUGGCUUUAUGACUCUUAUUGACCUUACAAUUGUACUAUAGUUGCUUAUUAUUGAGUUUCCUAAGUUUAAUGUUCUGUUUCUCAAAACGGGCUUUUUUACCCUUUGAGAAAAGAUAUCUCGAGAAGGGUUAAAGCUAUUGACCUGAAAUUUUCAGGGCUUGAAGUUCUUUAAGAGUGGCUUGGGAUGAGCUAAGGAAUUGUCCAUAGGGUUAUUUCUAAAGAAAUUGUUAACAGUACAAGUUGACAAUUUUCAGCAAGAAACUUGAGUGACGUGCUGUGGCAUGUCAAUUUAAAAUAUUUACAAAUCCUUAGCUCAUCCCAAUAAGCAAUCUAUAUACUGUAUGUUAUGCCAAGAAAAACUUCAUAGCCUAAAUUAAACAGCAGAAAUGUUUUCUCAAGAGUGCAGUGGUCAUUGACCGUAUAUGUCAUGUUUGGACAGGGGCUGCGCUGUCAGUUUUGACCACCCUGUAUUAUAAUCUCAAUUUUUGACAUCUUUGACUCAUAAGCUUUCCAACGAUAUAUAGUUUGCCAUACUUUCAAGUCAU
This is a messenger RNA of Orbicella faveolata, 3687 nucleotides long. RefSeq lists its product as uncharacterized. Lineage: Eukaryota; Metazoa; Cnidaria; Anthozoa; Scleractinia; Merulinidae. The record is from RefSeq and is a predicted model, not a curated record.